AUGCCUAGCCUCAUUGAGUGGAAGGGAAUGGAAUUGAUACCAACAAGAAAUGGCGGUCGAGACAGAGUUGGAGUAAGAAUGUUUCCUGCGCUUGAGAAGUUGAGCAUUCGCAACUGUCAGCGGUUAAAAAGUACUCCAAAUCAAUUUGAAGUGCCAUUGUUGACCUUGUGCAGCAACUUGACAUCUCUUGUAGAGAUUAGUGUCUAUGAUGUGAAAGAGCUCACUUGUCUUCCAGAUGAGAUGUUGUUACACAACAACAGUUUUUCCCUUCAACAUCUAUAUGUCUCAAGUUGCGAAAAGUUUCGUGAAUUGCCACAAAGUUUGUACAAUCUCCAUUCUCUUAAGAGCUUAGAGAUUAUUGGGUGCAACAAUUUCAGUUCCGUUCCUGUUCCCAGUGGAGAGAAUCAUUUGACCAGUUUACCAAGUGGAAUGCUAGAGCAUUGUCGGUCUCUGGAAUCUUUGACCGUCAGCGGCUGCAACAACUUAGUUUCCUUGCCUUUACAAAUGCCUUCACUUUCAUAUUUAAGUAUAUCAGAAUGUCCCAAGUGUACCCGCAGGGGGGCUUCGCCAUCUCACUGGGUUAAGGUAUUUGUAUAUAGGUCCUUUCUCAGUGUUGGUGGAUUUUGA
This is a messenger RNA of Nicotiana attenuata, 627 nucleotides long. RefSeq names its product putative disease resistance protein RGA4. The transcript has a single exon. The coding region runs from base 1 to 627 and encodes 208 amino acids. The record is from RefSeq and is a predicted model, not a curated record. NCBI's taxonomy places the organism in Eukaryota, Viridiplantae, Streptophyta, Magnoliopsida, Solanales, Solanaceae.